Messenger RNA from Anisakis simplex (herring worm), 438 nucleotides. The record is from the annotation of a GenBank genome assembly. Lineage: Eukaryota; Metazoa; Nematoda; Chromadorea; Rhabditida; Anisakidae.
UUAUUAUGGAUUUCACAAGGAAUCAUUUUCAGUGAGACGAAGGUUGAUGAAGAGUUGGAUAAACUCUAUUCGAAAGUAAAUUUAGAGGUGCGAGGACACGACAAAGCCGUUCUGAGGUCUUAUACAACUUUCUUGCAGACGGCAUGCCAUCACUUAUCAAUCCAAUGUACGCCCGUUGAAAUUCUUGGAUAUAUUCGUUGGAUUCAGCCAUUAUUACGUUCGAAAUUCGUUCAUAAGAAGUAUAAACUUCAUUACGAAACGAGAACGUACAUAAGACGUAUGAGCAUAAAGAACGUGACCGGAAGUACGAUGAGUACAUUUCUGGAAUAUAUCGAGAGGAAUAUACCAGAAGGGGUUGCGAUGAAAGUGAACAGUGAAGAAAUUGUUGAUCUACCUCCGAUGAUAAAGAAUAGCAUGCAGAAAUUAAUUGGCAAUUAG